AUGAAGUACCUGGAAGAACCGCAGCUGUCGUGGCUGAAUGCUGUCCUGGGUAGCUAUAACCUGGGCGACCGCGUCCUGACGGGCAAGCUUGAGACAUACUCGUGCAAGAAAGCAGGCAGCGACAAGCGCUUGGCCAAGCAACUGGAGCUCUCGUACCAGCAGGAGAUUGAGCUCUCGUGCAGCGAUACACGACCACUGACGUCGUCAUCGUUGGGUCCCCUAGCAGCCGCGGCCACUCGCAAACUACUUAUAACUCUCAUUUCGACUAUGAACGCCAGCUUCCCCGAUUAUGAUUUUAGCGCGGUUCGUCCGGAUCAGUUCUGCAAGGUUAUCGACUUUCGCAGCGCCCUCCAGCGUAUCAAUCACGACUUGGCUGAGCUGCUGGACGCAGAAAGCAACGGGUUUGUCGAAAAGAUGUGGGAGAGCGUGGCCGAAGUGAUCAAGCUCGACGAGUGUGACGUGUACAGCUACAUCCCGGACAUGGACUCGGACCCGUUCUCGGACGGCCACUUGUGGUCAUUCAACUACUUUUUCUACAACAAGAUGCAAAAGAAGGUGUUGUACUUUACGUGCAUCUGCAAAGGGUUGACGUACGACUCUGCUACGGACGACGAGGUGAUGGAAGAGUCAGAUGCUAUGGAUGACGAGGGCGAAGAUGGUAUGGAGGACUACUUUGGCAUGUCACCAGACUGGGAGGACGGAUUGUAA
Messenger RNA from Peronospora matthiolae, 708 nucleotides. The record is from the annotation of a GenBank genome assembly. Lineage: Eukaryota; Oomycota; Peronosporomycetes; Peronosporales; Peronosporaceae.